UCUGGGUUGUAUGCCAGGCGAUUGGUCUAUGCAUUUUUUAAUCCUCAGAUAUAUCGAUAAAUUCCACUUGAAGUAUUCCUUUAUCUAAAUGGAAUUAGUUCAGAUCGAAGCCCCUUGUAAAAGGAACAGACAUGGUACAUGGGCAUAUUUUCCUUUACGUUGCAAGUCUUCUAAUACUUGGGUUGUCUGGGGCAACAAAGAAAGAAGCAGUGAAAAACAACUCAGGAGUGCAGCCGGCAGGACAGUGUGGGACCUGGGUGAAGGAAGCAGAAGGGGGGCUGUUCACCUCUCCCAACUACCCCAGCAAAUACCCCCCAGAGAGAGAGUGCAUCUACAUCAUCGAAGCUCCCCCAAGACAAUGUAUUGAUCUUUUCUUUGAUGAAAAGUAUUCAAUAGAGCCUUCGUGGGAAUGUAAAUUUGACCAUAUUGAAGUACGAGAUGGGCCAUUUGGCUUUUCUCCAAUAAUUGGACGUUACUGCGGCCAGCAAAGCCCGUUGUAUAUCAGGUCCAGUGGCCGAUACCUUUGGAUAAAAUUCGUGGCCGACGGUGAAUUGGAAGCCAUGGGAUUCUCAGCGAGCUACAACUUCACCGCAGAUCCUGACUUUAAAGACCUAGGAAUCCCCAAACCUCUGCCCUUGUGUGAAUUUGAAAUGGGAGGGCCCGAGGGGAUCAUCGAAUCUCCGCAGAUCACCAAAGAGGGCAAGGCCUUAGCCACGGAGGCCGUGGACUGCAAGUGGUUCAUCCGCGCUCCGCCCCGCUCCAAGAUCUACUUGCGCUUUCUGGAUUACGAGAUGCAGAACUCCAACGAGUGCAAGCGUAACUUUGUGGCGGUGUACGACGGCAGCAGCUCGGUGGAGGACCUGAAGAGCAAGUUCUGCAGCACGGUGGCCAACGACGUCAUGCUGCUGACUUCGCUGGGCGUGGUCCGCAUGUGGGCUGACGAGGGCAGCCGCAAGACCCGCUUCCGCAUCCUCUUCACCACAUUCUCAGCGCCUCCAUGUGACGCAGACACGUUCUUCUGCCACAGCAACAUGUGCAUCAACAACUCACUGGUGUGCAACGGCAUCCAGAACUGUGUUUAUCCCUGGGAUGAGAACCACUGCAAAGAGAAGAGGAAAGCGAACAUCCUGGACAAUCUGAACAACACCAACGGGACCAUCAUCGGCGUGACGUGCGGCGUGGUGCUGCUGCUGCUGGUGGUGUCGGUGGUGGUGCAGAUCAAGCAGCCGCGCAAGAAGUACAUCCUGCGGCGCGAGGACUUCGACCCCACCAUGUUCCAGGAGGUGUUCGAGCCGCCGCACUACGAGCUGUGCACGCUGCGCAGCGCCACCGCCGCCUCCGCCGACCUCGUCGACCUCACCGAGGACUUUGAGAACUACCACAAGCUCCGGCGCUCCUCGUCGCGCUGCAUCCACGACCACCACUGCGGCGGAGGCGGCGGAGGCGGGAGCUCGCACUCGCAGCUGUCCAGCGCCAAGGGCAGCCGCAGCAACCUGUCGGCGCGCGAGGCCUCGGCCGCCGCCGCCAUCCUCAGCGAGCUCCCGCCGCAGCCCGUGGUGCGGCCCCUGCUCCCGCCCUCCUCCGGCGGAGGCAACCGCCGCAGCAUCCUGGUGAUGAAGCACAGCUACUCGCAAGAGGCCGCCGCCGACCCCUGCGACCUCGACGACGACCUGGAGGAGGUGCCCACCACCAGCCACCGGCUGUCCCGGCACGAGAAGGCGGUACAGCGGUUCUGCCUCAUUGGGUCUCUAAGCAAACAUGAGUCUGAGUACAACACCACUAGGGUCUAGGAGACAAUCUCAAGGCAAUUACAACAUUUCCCUGCAUCUUGCCACGUGUGACAGCUUAUGGUGUUAACUCUCUUUCUAACACCCUCAUGCAUCUUGAAAGAACUGUGGCUUUGAGUAACUAGUAGCCUAUAUUGUGAUUAAAAUCAGUCUUCUGUGAGUGCAUUGGGUUCUUUCUCUCUCUGUGGUGGAGGAAGACCGGAAACUUCCAUGAUUUCUCACAAAGCAAAAACUGGGAAGUGACUGAACACUACUAUGUUGUGAGACUGGACUCACAUUUUUUUUUUUUUUUUUUUUUUUAAGAAUCUACAACCUUUAAUGUACAUUUGCUCAUUGAGAAUAACGAAAAAAAAAAAAAAAAAAACAGACAUGUCUUUUCACUUUAAUUUCUUUGUUUAUUCAUUUGCGAACUGUAAAACUGUGUUGCUGAAAUGAAUUGUUUUGGAUACAGACUGCAUUUUUGUCACCCCCUCUGGAAAAGCCAUGAUGUUGGUGACCACUGAAUGGGAUUUUAUAACAGCUGUCUGUCACUGAACCCCAGAUUCUGACGCUCUGGCGAAGCAAAGUGAAUAAACGAUGUCAUAGUCCAGUGUCAUGUGGAAGGUUUGAGAAUCAUAGUGAAUGUUGAAUGAUGUCCUUGAGUUUCUUGCCAUCAAGAAAGGACACUAAACCUAUCCCGUUCACUGGGGAUGUGUUAGGCCAGUGCCCUUAAAAACAGUCAGCUGCCUUUCACUGGGUAGGCUAUAGGCAAAUGCAAGUGAAUAAAAAUAAAAUAAAAAAGUGGUGAUAUCCAACUCAUCAAACAUGUCACUAAGGUGCUUUUCAGUAGCUUAUUUCUGGCCCAGAAUAAACUGUGUGUAUCAACUGAAUUUAUUUGCUGGAAAUGGUGAGAGACUUUGAAUAUUAAGUGCUGAAAAGAAUGUUUUCAAUAAACUGAU
Molecule: messenger RNA, 2725 nt
Organism: Sardina pilchardus (European sardine)
Lineage: Eukaryota; Metazoa; Chordata; Actinopteri; Clupeiformes; Clupeidae
Gene: neto1l
Product: neuropilin (NRP) and tolloid (TLL)-like 1, like
Exons: 12
Coding region: 132-1790 (552 amino acids)
Biological process (GO): positive regulation of excitatory postsynaptic potential
Cellular component (GO): postsynaptic density
Molecular function (GO): ionotropic glutamate receptor binding
Source: RefSeq, a predicted model, not a curated record